Molecule: messenger RNA, 1190 nt
Organism: Panicum hallii
Lineage: Eukaryota; Viridiplantae; Streptophyta; Magnoliopsida; Poales; Poaceae
Product: bidirectional sugar transporter SWEET4
Exons: 5
Coding region: 195-950 (251 amino acids)
Biological process (GO): carbohydrate transport
Cellular component (GO): membrane
Molecular function (GO): sugar transmembrane transporter activity
Source: RefSeq, a predicted model, not a curated record
UCACUCGCUCGUCACUCACCAAGAACCCAGAGAGCUUCAGCGCUCAGCUCAUUUGUUCAACCCCCUCUCCUGCUUUGUAUCCAACCUCUACGCCCUUCCGUCGUCACGCCCAUACUUCUCUAUCCUCUAAAAGCUAGCUCGCUAGCUAACUACUCUUUCUAGACUUGAGCACCGCCUUCUUGAAGGCAGCGAUCAUGGUCUCCCCGGACACCAUCCGCACUGCCAUCGGCGUCAUCGGCAAUGGAACUGCCCUGGUGCUCUUUCUGUCCCCAGUGCCGACGUUUAUCCGCAUCUGGAAGAAGGGGUCCGUGGAGCAGUACUCGCCGGUGCCGUACGUGGCGACCCUGCUCAACUGCAUGAUGUGGGUGCUGUACGGCCUGCCGAUGGUGCACCCCCACAGCAUGCUCGUCAUCACCAUCAACGGCACCGGCAUGGCCAUCGAGCUCACCUACGUCACGCUCUUCCUCCUCUACUCCACGGGGGCCGCCCGCCGCAAGGUCUUCCUCCUCCUCGCCGCCGAGGUCGCCUUCGUCUGCGCUGUCGCGGCGCUGGUGCUCAGCCUGGCGCACACGCACGAGCGGAGGUCCAUGGUCGUCGGCAUCCUCUGCGUCCUCUUCGGCACCGGCAUGUACGCGGCGCCGCUCUCCGUCAUGAAAAUGGUGAUCCAGACGAAGAGUGUGGAGUACAUGCCCCUGUUCCUGUCCCUGGCCUCUCUCGUGAACGGUAUCUGCUGGACUGCAUACGCCCUCAUCCGCUUCGACCUCUACAUCACCAUCCCCAACGGGCUGGGGGUGCUGUUCGCCGUGGCGCAGGUGGUCCUGUACGCCAUCUACUACAAGUCCACUCAGGAGAUCAUGGAAGCCCGAAAGCGCAAGGCGGACCAGGUCGCCAUGACCGAGAUCGUCGUCGACGGUAAAGAAAACAGCCACGCCGGCGCCGGCCACUACUGAUGGAUGGCGAUACCAAACUACCAAGUCAUUGUAGCUCGGCGUUAUUGCAACGUGUUAUUGCCGAGUGGGUUGAAGCGUGAUAUGUUGUUGCGUAAUGAAUCGAGCAGCUUUGUUAGGUGGGGGAAUUUUAGCUGAUUCCACCUUUGAUGCGAGUAAGUCGGGUGGCGUUUCUUCAACUAGGAGGGGGAAAUGUGGCCUUUUUCUGUUGAAUGGAUUCAAACAAAUCGGCAUGCAACACCA